Salarias fasciatus (jewelled blenny) is the source of this 5002-nucleotide messenger RNA. It is a transcript of the gene n4bp1, whose product is annotated as nedd4 binding protein 1. NCBI's taxonomy places the organism in Eukaryota, Metazoa, Chordata, Actinopteri, Blenniiformes, Blenniidae. The record is from RefSeq and is a predicted model, not a curated record. Gene Ontology annotation, cellular component: nucleus; PML body. The transcript has 12 exons. Gene Ontology annotation, biological process: negative regulation of proteasomal ubiquitin-dependent protein catabolic process; negative regulation of protein ubiquitination. Gene Ontology annotation, molecular function: RNA binding. The coding region runs from base 178 to 3123 and encodes 981 amino acids.
UUAUUAGCUAGCUCCGCAGCUGCGGUCCUCACGUCGUUAGACGCCUUAAACGUCUCCGCGCUGCUCGGGAAUACUCCCCAAAACAAGUCAUGAAAACGCCAGAGUGUCACUGCGACGCCCAAACGUUUGAAUACUGAGACGUGGUGGUCAGGAGCGGCGGUCGGACCGAGAGGCAGAAUGUCAACAACGCGGCCCCUCCUCGGUAUGAGACGAGGCGCCGAGCUAACGUUCUCGGAGCAGCCGGGCGGCAGGCUUCCUGCGCCGGGCAGCCGCCAUCAACAGCAAGAGGCCCUCACCGUGGACGAGUUCACCGUCCUGGAAGACAAAGAAGAGGAGCUGAAGUGUGCCAAACCGCGAGUGGAGCAGGUUUUCAAAGUGGCGUUCACCAUCAUCGGACUGCUGGACCACACAGGACAGCCGCACGGCAGCAAAACAUCCCGACAGAUAUGGCUGCAGCUCCGGGGGAACAGGGACGACGUGUCGAAGGCUAAGGAGUAUGUUCGAGGACUUUGUGACCCCGAGUUGCAGAAAGAGGAGCGCUACCCCGUGGACAUGCACUGCAUCUUCGCAGGAGCCCGGGGUCUCUUCCUAGACAGACUCACCAGGGACACGAGUGCAGAAGUCCUGGUUCCCGAGCCGGGCCGCCUGCGGCUGUUAGGCCGGGCUGAACCUGUGGUGAUGGCCCAAAGCCGAGUGCAGCAGUUUGUCGCACUUUUCCAAGAGAAGCGGAGUCUACCGAGCGACAGAGAGCCUUCGGUGAAACGGGCGUUCAAGUCCUUCGUGGAGGAGCGGGACGAUAAAUACACUAUGGAGCUCCUGCUGCUGCCCAGUGCUUUAAAGGAGGAGCUGCUGGGAUUGGUUCACAGCCCCACCAGCACAAACACGGCUUCUCUGCAGGCUCAACUCAACCAUCCGAGCAUGACGGAGGUGGACCAGGACCGCUCGCAGAGCAGCACCCCGGUGACCGAGCUCUCCAACCGCAUCUUGGACGCCAGCUUCGAGGAGAAGGGGGCGCCCGUCAGCGGGAAAGCGGGAGGCGGGGCGAUCGGGUCGGGUCCCGAGUCCCUCCUGCUCAACGGCACACGGCCCUCACACAAGCGGCGCUCGUCGGAGAGCGAGACCCGGGACACAAAGAGACAGUACUCCCUGGAGCGGAGGGAAGAGUCGCCGGAGAGAGCGAGAGACAGGGAGCGACAGAAGGACCGAGAGGGCCGGGGGGCCAGCGGCAGAUCCAAGACCCCCUCCGCUUCCUCGUCCCUCUCCUCCUCGACCAAAGCAAACACGGUGAGCGGUGCGAUCCUCCUGGACUCCAGCGAGGGAGCGUCGGAUGACGGCGAGGCCGUCAGCCCGGAAACCAACCUCCGCUGCCUCGUGAAUUUCUUCAGAACGAUGGGAUACCAGCAAGAGGUGGUGGAGCGCGUCGUCAAGGCGACGGGGCAGACGGAGGACACCUUCCUCGUGCUGGAGAAAAUAGUGGAGGAAACCAAGCGCUGCGAGGAGGGGUCAAAAGGAGGGGAGAAGGAGAAACGAUUGAACUCUGUGUGUACGGCGAACACUGCCUCGGCCUCCUCGGCCUCUUUGUCGUCGUCUUCGGCCUCUCAGCCCAGAGAGAAGGAGCGCGAGCUGAGCCGAACGCUGCUCGACCCGGGCAGGUCGAAGGAGAACAUCAAGCCGGGCCAGCCGGCGAGCAGCAGUAACGGGCUGGGCCACCGGAGGCAGUGCAGCAGCAGCGAGACCAGCACCCAGCAGGCCAUCACCAUCAAGAGGAGCUCCAGCGCUCAAGGCGGGGCGGGAAACUACGAGGUCAUCACCAUCGACGACGACGACGACAUCGUCCACGUGAACACCAAGCUCACCGACAGCAGGACGUCCCGGAUGAUGGCGGUGGCGCACUCCGACACACAGUCGGGGUCCAGAACGGACUACCUGGCCCGGGGUGGAAGUGGGGGAGGGGGAGGGGUCCCGCAGAGGGACUACCUGUCUCGAGGUGGGACUCAGACUUUGGGGGGAUCGGUGAAAGUGGAGAGCGUGACGGCGCUGCGCAGCCCUCCUCAGUGGCUCACCGCCACGUCCACGUCGCUGGCUUCAACCCCCAGUUCUGCUGCUCAGCCCAUCUUCCGGCCGUCUCCCUACCAAACCAUCGGCCACAUGGGUUUUCACGGCGGAGCGGCGCGCACUCCCCCCUCCAACGACCCCCCCGCCCCGCCGGUGACGGGUUUGGCCCGUUUCCAUCAGUCGCUGAGGACCCCGUUCACCCUGAAGCUGCCCAACGAGCCGGGACGCCCCGAGCUCAGACACAUCAUCAUAGACGGCAGCAACGUGGCCAUGGCCCACGGCCUGAAUCGGUUUUUCUCGUGUCGCGGCAUCGCACUGGCAGUGGAGACGUUUUGGAAGCGAGGCCACAGAGAGAUCACGGUGUUUGUGCCUCAGUGGCGGCAGAAGAGAGACCGACUCACUACAGAGCAACAUUUCCUGAACCAGCUAGAAGACCUGAGGCUGCUGUCCUUCACGCCCUCCAGAGAGGUCUGCGGCCAGAGGAUAUGUUCCCAUGACGACAGGUUCCUGCUCCACCUUGCUGAAAAAACAGACGGGGUCAUCGUAACCAACGACAAUCUGAGAGACUUUGUGGACACGUCAGAGACCUGGCGCAAGAUCAUCCAGGAGAGGUUGCUUCAGUUUACAUUUGUGGAAGACCACUUCAUGAUCCCCGACGACCCCCUGGGGAAACACGGGCCUCACCUUGACCUCUUCCUGCGCAAAGACAUCAGGAGAACGUCGGCGACUCCGCCCCCCCUCCGGCCGCCGGACUUCAGACCCUCCUUCCAGCAUCAGCCAGUUUACGUCCAGGCCGUCCACUCGGCCCCCCGGCCCGCCGCCGCCGCCCUGCUGCCCCACCCCACCACGCACUGGCCCCACUCCGGCCCCCCGGAGUGGCACCUGCCCCGCCGGUCGCCCUCGCCGUCGCCCUCGCCGCCCCCGCAGCGCUCCCCGGGCGAGACGUCGGAGCUGAAGAGGAAGCUGUACGACAUCUUCCCCGACCAGAAGCAGCGGAUCGACCGCAUCCUCAGCGACAACCCGUACAUGAGAGACCUGAACGCCCUGUCCGGGCUGCUGCUGGGAUAAACGCUAUUUAUUUCACCGUCUUCUUCGGCUCGGAUCAGGUGGAGUGAAGAGUGGUCAUCAAACUAGCUGCUAAUGCUUUAAAAUGAAAAGAACUUUUUUUUUUUUUUUUAAAGUCUCCUCUAUUGUUUUCCUUUUCAUAUUUCAGGACAAAUCUUGUCUCCACAACCAAAGCGCUGCGUUAGCGAGUUGCCACAUUUCUGUCAAGCAGCCAGAUUGGCGCCGUUCGCUCAGUUCCGGGUUUUAAUGAAUUGGCUGAUAGAGUUCAGAGUUUUGGGUGGAUGUGGGACCGGCGCUCGGACCAGCAGCGGAGAGGCGGAGCGACGGCUCCUCCCGGCACAUGGUUGGGAAAACCCACGGAAACGCGGAACCUUUCCGCCGCCUCUCGCUGACAGCUCCCCUCCUGGAGAUCGGACACUGGCGGGGUCCGCUCGUGUUUUUCAGUUUUCAGCAGGAUGCGGUUCACUGUCAGGGCACUAAACUCCGUCUCCAGUCCGUUUGGGUUUUUCAAUAUUGUUCAGAGAUCCCAAAAAGCAAUAGUCAGCGCACAUCAUUGUAACUUUUUUUUAAGCAGAAUAAUUCACGGGAGCUUUGAUUUUGGAAAUGUGAAAGAAGAGCUGUGCGGGCCACAUUUUGAGGCUGUAUCAAUGGGCUGGAAUAGCAACCUGUAUUUUUGUAAUAUUUAAAAUGCAUCUUACUGUGUGUGUAUAUAUUCAGGCAGAAUCCACGUAAUUUAAAGAUUUUCGCCCAUCUUUAUCCCCUCAAAAUGUGACCCUUUAUUCUUUUUUUUAUAUAUAUAUAUAUUCAACAGAUUUUGAGAAUCAAACCACUAGUAUUUUUGUCUUUAGAUUGAUUCAAAUAAUUUGCUUGAGAUUUUGUUUCUUUUUGUUGGAGGAAUCAAUCAUCCGACCCCGCGCUUCGCUUCGACGCCCUCGUAGCUUCUGGAGCCUGUUAUUUACCGACAGCUGAAUUAUACAGAAGAGCUCCUGUGGUGAGCUUUAAACCUCUAGAAUCGGUUCUUCCAGGUUCAAAAGGUCAUUAAGCUACGUUUAAUUUAAAAAAAAAAAAUGUAGGGUUUAACACAAAUACUUGAGUUUGGAUUAUUCCUUUACUCAAACAAUCCCAGUUGGCAGUGCCCUCGGUAAAGAGGGGAAUCAUUUGUGGGAUGAGCAGCAGAGCGACACCUGCAACUGAGCUUGAUGAUCACAAACGUGGCGCCAUUUAAAAUGGGAAUAAACAGACUUUCCAAUGGAAAUACGGACUUUUGGAAGCAAUCAUUAUAACCCAAAAAAUGAAUCGACACAGAGUCUCACUUUAGUUUUACCAUCGCCGUUUCAGAGCUUUCUGAUCUUCUCUCUCACCCUCUCUCUCUUUCUGUUUCUCCACCCGACUCGCUGGGAUUCAGAUGUAAACAAACACUACUCCAGUUUUAGAUUCAUCCGUUCUGUUCAAUACUCGCAAGAAGAAGAAAAAAAAAUGCUGCAAAGGUGACAGUCUCUGUAAAGUUUGAUUUGUAAGUAGUGUUUUAUAGCUACAUUUCUUGCACUGAACGCAGGUGAGAGAGAGAAGAAAAUCCCACACCCAGAAAAAUGCAAAUUCAUGUUGGUUUUGUUUUUUUUUUCAAUAGUUCAUAAAGAGGUUUGUGCUGCCAAAACACUUUUCAGAAAAGAGUCUCUGCACAAAAAACGUUUACAAGGUGUCAGAAAAUAACUUUUGUUCAUACUUGCUCUGUUGCCGUGGUAUGAAUCACUGAAGGAUUUUAUUUCUCUUGUAACAUAAUUCUUUUGUGUAUAUUGAUUUCUGUUCUGUAAAUAGAUGCAGUUUUUUGGCUACAGUGCACAUAUGGAUUUAUGUAUGUGAAACAACAAAAUAAAUGCAGCAU